AUGGAUGCCAAGAUCCAUAUGGAGGUAGGAAAUCUUGGGAAAACCAUCAAGGAGGAUAAUAGUGCAUCCUCUCAAGAUCGGGUGAAGGCCAUGAUCUUUAUCCGUCGCCACCUUGAUGAAAGACUGAAGAGCGAGUACCUCACAGUUAAAGAUCCAUUAACACUCUGGAAGGCACUGAAAAAUAGAUAUAAUCACCAGAAAACGGAUUUCAAGACGGUGGCUGAAUACAAUUCUACAAUGUUCGGAAUUAGUUCCCAGUUGAAGCUCUGUGGAGAAACAAUAACUGAAGAAGAUAUGCUAGAAAAGAUUUUCAGCACCUUUCAUGCCUCUAACAUGCUUUUGCAGCAGCAGUAUAGAGAAAGAGGCUUUACUGAGUACAUAUAG
Molecule: messenger RNA, 384 nt
Organism: Malus domestica (apple)
Lineage: Eukaryota; Viridiplantae; Streptophyta; Magnoliopsida; Rosales; Rosaceae
Source: RefSeq, a predicted model, not a curated record